Messenger RNA from Poecilia latipinna (sailfin molly), 1748 nucleotides. Its product is annotated as beta-chimaerin-like. Gene Ontology annotation, biological process: regulation of GTPase activity. Lineage: Eukaryota; Metazoa; Chordata; Actinopteri; Cyprinodontiformes; Poeciliidae. The coding region runs from base 77 to 520 and encodes 147 amino acids. The record is from RefSeq and is a predicted model, not a curated record. The transcript is spliced from 3 exons. Gene Ontology annotation, molecular function: GTPase activator activity.
GAACAAUUUGCAGAGCUAUUAAUUUGAGCUUUCAUAUCACACUGCUGCAGCCAAUAUUUCUUCCUCUGGUUUACAGAUGGAGAGCAGACCCAAGUACUACGGCAGAGAAUUUCAUGGGAUGAUAUCUCGAGAAUACGCAGAUGAACUGCUAGUAGGCAAAGAGGGCGCAUACCUCAUCAGGGAGAGCCAAAGACAGCCAGGGACUCACACCUUGGCCUUGAGCUUUGGACACCAGACCCUCAACUACAGAUUGUUUUAUGACGGGAAGCACUUUGUCGGGGAGAAGAGGUUUGAGUCCGUCCACGACUUGGUGACGGAUGCCCUCAUCACCCUUUACAUCGAGACCAAGGCAGCGGAGUACAUCGCCAAGAUGACCACCAACCCCAUCUACGAGCACCUUGGCUGCACGUCGCUGCUCAAAGACAAAAUGGUGCACAGGCUGAGCCGUGGACGCACGGAGCCUCGCAGGGUCACCUUCCAGAGCGACACGGUGAGUUUGAGCGCUGUUCAUGUCACAUAAAGACGUACAUUCUCAGCAGCGGUCCAGCUCUGCUUUUACAGUGAUGACUCGCAUCUUUAUUUAAAGUAGACCUCAACUUCAUCACCAAAGAACAAGGCAGAUUGUGCAGAUUCACACAGAGCCCCAAUAUCGGCAUAAUGGAGUUGGAGUGAUUAGACAUACACAGAGAGAGACAGAAAAACUCCUUUAAUCUAUGACAAGUCAGCACUAGUAGAAUAUUAAUCUGACAAGAGCCUUGAAACAGUUUCACCAGUUUUUUUAAUCUGUUGCACAAUUUCCACUGCGAAUUAAUGUUUAACUGGGUGAAAAGCUCAAGAUGUAAAUGUUCACAAGAAGCUAGCUUUUCAAAAUGCAAAGUGUUGUAUGAUUUGAUUUAAAUGAUCGCAUCUAUCUGCCCGAUCUUUACAUAUUUACGAUAUCCUGCUGAAGUUCAGCAGGUUUCUGGAGCCUUUCAGUCUAAUGAAAGGUGGCGAAGAUCUGAAAUGGAUCGCCACAGCACCACAGAGCCCAAUUCAAGCAAUCUGCAUAGUACCUCGCAAAACUAUUCAGUCCACUUGAACAGUUUCACAAGACUUCACCUGAAAACCACUAGAUUGAAUGUUUUUUAUUGGCACUUCAUGCAGUACUUAACUCAAUUAUGAGUUAAUUAUGAUUACUAACUCAUAACUGUGAAGUGGAAAGAAAGCAAUCCAUAAAACUGACCUGAGCUAAACAUUUAGACCUCCGUGGAAAAUCCAGUUUGUGAUACAACACUAAUACUACACGUCACCCUAAAUGCACCAUCCCAAAACUAAUGUAUUUCUAAUAUUUUUCUUUUGUAGGAGCAGAGAAGCUGGGUUAAAAUUAGUAGAAAGAUGGAUGGAGCUAAAUACAAGGCAAUCCUAGAUGAAAAUUGCUCCAGCCAGAGCUGCAAUAUCAAGUUUGACCUGGUGAAAAUUCAUAUCUAAGCCACACUGAUGAUCAUUGGCCACACUUGAAUAUUGAUGUUGAUAGCUGCUUUUCAUUCAGCCCGAGUGAAGACAUGUCAUCUCACACUUUUCGGAUCUUUAUAACCUAAAAACCUUGAACAUCAUUCAUGCUUUUUCUUCCACUUCACAGUUGUGCACAACCUUGUGUUGGUUUAUUACUUUAAAUCCCAGUAAAAUACAAUAAAAUUUUUGGCUAUAAAGAGGCUAGAGGAAUAUGAAAACCUCAGCUGGGUAGUGUAUGUAUUUCAUUAAUGUUUUUU